Haemonchus placei is the source of this 786-nucleotide messenger RNA. NCBI's taxonomy places the organism in Eukaryota, Metazoa, Nematoda, Chromadorea, Rhabditida, Trichostrongylidae. The record is from the annotation of a GenBank genome assembly.
CUUUUAUUCAUUACUUGGAGAUCGCAGUACAUUUAUAAGUCACCCUGCUUCAUUCUGUGCUAUCACAAGAGAACGAAGUUUUUUUAUCGGUUGGGCAUAAUGAGUUCGUUGCUCUUUGUGGUUUCUAAGUUUAAGGGACGAAAAAGGGGACUCAUUGACUUUGGAUCUUCGCAAAAGGCUGUGGCAUCGGCAGUUGAUCAAUCAACGGCUAAUGACUCGAUGCCUGCUUAUAUGAAGACAAUCGUCGACUAUCUAGUGGAUGUAAAAGAGAGGCUUGACGUUUUAACUUCUGAGAAUAAGGGGUUAGCUGAAGAAGUUCAAGAACUUAAAGAUGAAAAUUCUCGUUUACGCUGCUUUCUGUCGCAAAAAUCACAGUCUGAUCCAUUAGUUGGAACAAAUAAUUCCUCAUUUCAAGCAUCUCUUCCUAGCAAGAAUGGAAAUCCAAUUAGUGUUGAUUGUUGUGAAUUAGAAGAAGUCUCACGUUCCCUAGUAAUCAUUGGCAUACCUGAAUUUGGUGAUCCGCUUGCUUCUAAUCGUGUUAUUCAUGAUUUUGACUGUGUUAGACAACUUUUCAAUUUGCUUAAUAUUGAAUGCGUCCCAUUGUCUCUUUACCGUAUGGGCAAGCCAGCUCAGUCUUGUCCUAGGUUAUUGAAGGCGAUACUCCUUGCCGCUAGAUUCAACGAGGAAGCUGUCAAGCUUGCACCCACCCCUGGGUUGUCCCCGUUCAGGGGCACUUAUAUUCAGCCUCGCUUCCUAAAGCUGAAAGGGAUAAGCUUCGGGCUUUGA